AUGAACCCUGAAGCUUCCACCGGUCUCUCAUCCGCUCAUGGCGACCAAGUGAUGUUGUUCAGGGAUGUUUCACUGGGCCCACAUGAAGCCGAGUUGAGGUUCCGACUGAUUCACCUCUGGGAGGCUCGAAAUCCAAAUACCAAAAUUCUCAUUGGUGAAGAGAUGCUCCUUAUCGACGAAGAGGGAACUGUUAUUCAGGGUUUUGUUCCGGCUGGUCGUGUAGGAACAUUUGAUCUCUCAGCUGGUUUCGUCUAUAAGUUGACCAAAUUUUUCGGAUCCAGAAGCAAAAUUCAGUAUCGGGUUGCUGAUCAUAGCGCCACCGUCUCAUUCUCUUGGAAUUCUUCUUUGUCGGUCCUUGAGAAUCAUCCGGUUCUCUUUCCAGUAGAUCGGUUCAGGUUCCACAGCUACGAUGAGUUUAGGGCCAACUGUGACUCCAAGGGCGGUCUUUAUGACUAUGUUGGCCAUAUGAAGCUGGUGAAUGGGCAAACUAUCACUGACCACAUUGUUCUUGACGAAGCUGAUAUAACAGAGAAGCGGCAUCUGUGUGUUCAUGUUCAGUCACUUGAACCAGUGAUGAAGCUCUAUCUAUGGGACUAG
Molecule: messenger RNA, 597 nt
Organism: Brassica oleracea var. oleracea
Lineage: Eukaryota; Viridiplantae; Streptophyta; Magnoliopsida; Brassicales; Brassicaceae
Exons: 4
Coding region: 1-597 (198 amino acids)
Source: RefSeq, a predicted model, not a curated record